Gorilla gorilla gorilla (western lowland gorilla) is the source of this 4071-nucleotide messenger RNA. RefSeq names its product TBC1 domain family member 7 (gene TBC1D7). Bases 303 to 1184 code for a protein of 293 amino acids. The transcript has 9 exons. Lineage: Eukaryota; Metazoa; Chordata; Mammalia; Primates; Hominidae. Gene Ontology annotation, molecular function: GTPase activator activity. Gene Ontology annotation, biological process: activation of GTPase activity; negative regulation of TOR signaling. The record is from RefSeq and is a predicted model, not a curated record.
GCGACCUGGAGUUGAUGUCACGUCCGGCGGCGGCGGUGGCGGCAGCGGCGCUGAGUUUUUGUCUCCCGGGCCGUCGGGGCGCGCGCGGGUGUCCCAGGUGCCCCGCCGCCUCCCUCCUUCCCGCAGGACUCAUCCCUCCUGGCCCUGGGCCCCAACGGUGCCCGCUUGCCCGGCGGUCGGUCAGCGCACAGGGCACGGCUUCCUCUGCUUCUCCCGGACCACUUAGUCUCAACCCGGACUCACUUUUCCCCUUCGUCUCUCUCUCUCUUUCUGUCUUUCUGUGUCUCCUCCAAGAAUGAAAUAUGACUGAGGACUCUCAGAGAAACUUUCGUUCAGUAUAUUAUGAGAAAGUGGGGUUUCGUGGAGUUGAAGAAAAGAAAUCAUUAGAAAUUCUCCUAAAAGAUGACCGUCUGGAUACUGAGAAACUUUGUACUUUUAGUCAGAGGUUCCCUCUCCCGUCCAUGUACCGUGCAUUGGUAUGGAAGGUACUUCUAGGAAUCUUGCCUCCACACCACGAGUCCCAUGCCAAGGUGAUGAUGUAUCGUAAGGAGCAGUACUUGGAUGUCCUUCAUGCCCUGAAAGUCGUUCGCUUUGUUAGUGAUGCCACACCUCAGGCUGAAGUCUAUCUCCGCAUGUAUCAGCUGGAGUCUGGGAAGUUACCUCGAAGUCCCUCUUUUCCACUGGAGCCAGAAGAUGAAGUGUUUCUUGCCAUAGCUAAAGCCAUGGAGGAAAUGGUGGAAGAUAGUGUCGACUGUUACUGGAUCACCCGACGCUUUGUGAACCAAUUAAAUACCAAGUACCGGGAUUCUUUGCCCCAGUUGCCAAAAGCGUUUGAACAGUACUUGAAUAUGGAAGAUGGCAGACUGCUGACUCAUCUGAGGAUGUGUUCCGCGGCGCCCAAACUUCCUUAUGAUCUCUGGUUCAAGAGGUGCUUUGCGGGAUGUUUGCCUGAAUCCAGUUUACAGAGGGUUUGGGAUAAAGUUGUGAGUGGAUCCUGUAAGAUCCUAGUUUUUGUAGCUGUCGAAAUUUUAUUAACCUUUAAAAUAAAAGUUAUGGCACUGAACAGUGCAGAGAAGAUAACAAAGUUUCUGGAAAAUAUUCCCCAGGACAGCUCAGACGCGAUCGUGAGCAAGGCCAUUGACUUGUGGCACAAACACUGUGGGACCCCGGUCCAUUCAAGCUGAACGCACCCGCUGGUUGUGGACCGUCUGCCAGGCACCACAGAAGGCAUAAAUGUUGGCUGACUGUCAAAUGCUUGUGGGAGGUCCCCACGGAGUGGAGAAGCGGGAGACUCAGCUUAACCACAGACAAAGUUGUGCAUGAGAGGUGAGAGGGAGGAGCUGGAAGCCGGGGCUUGGAGGCAGUCCAUGAUCUUUCCGUCUGUGAUCCUCAGUGUCAGAAAACUAUGUAAUCACUCAAGACAGGCAAAUGGGAUAACUGGAUGGAUGCUGAGGAAGUGUGAACUCAAGAAGGUAGAGGGAAAGCCACGACACGUCGGCGUAGCAGGGAGGUUAAGGGCAUUGCCUUAGAGUCAGGCAGACCUGGGUUUGGAAGCCCCUCUGCCACUUACCAUCUGUGUGACUUUGCCCACGUUGUUGUUUGGGGACCUGAGUUUCCUCAUCGGUGACCAAGGUGUUGUAAGGGUUAAGGAAAAUGGUGCAUGAAGAUGGCCUAACAGAGUGCCUGGGGUACGGUAAGUGUUUACUGUGUGGGAGCUGUUAGUGGUGCUGUUGGGGUAGGAAUCAAGUGACCAGCUAGCCAGAGUUAGAAAUCAGGGCCGCCACCUGCCAGGUGUCAGAAGAGACAGCUAUUUGUUCAUACUUUUUUUUUUUUUGUAUGCUUCUCAUUGAGUUCCAAGGUUGCCUACAUGAGACCUCUCUUGGACUCCUUUCAGGGAAGCUUAGUUGCUCAGUGCCCGAGGGCCCUUGUUAAACCCUGGUUGUCCCUGAGGUGGUCACCACAACAUGGCCACAUCAAUAGCAUCCCUCACAGGACUCCCAGAUCACACACACCAGAAGGGUCUGCUCGGGAAGCCUGAGGAGAGCGAUGUAGCAGGGGACAGGAGGUGAGGCUGGCGGAAGUGAGCAAGGGCCACACUGUCACUACGGAUGCCACACUGCAGAGUGGGGCUUGAUGGGUAAGACAGUGGAGGCAGGUACCAAGAGGGAGGGUGGGGUGAGCCCAUCUGAGUUUGGAGACAUGACUCUCAUGGCAGGACUGGAUGCUGAGGCCACAGGCAGAAAGAUCAUGGCUGCCGUCAUCCAGGUGGGAGAACCUUUUUCAAAAAUUAGUAUAUCUGUAUUUUAUUUUAUUAUUUAUUUAUGUUUCAAUAGAUUUUGGGGUACAAGUGGCUUUUUAUUAUUUUUUGGAGACAGAGUUUUGCUCUUGUUGCCCAGGCUGGAGUGCAAUGGCACGAUCUCAGCUCACUGUAACCUCUCCCUCCCGGGUUCAAGCGAUUCUCCUGCCUCAGCCUCCCAAGUAGCUGGGAUUACGGGCACCCACCACCACACACAGCUAAUUUUUUGUAUUUUUAGUAGAGAUGGGGUUUCACCAUGUUGGCGAAGCUGGUCUCGAACUCCUGACCUCAGGUGAGCCACCUGCCUCGGCCUCCCAAAGUGUUGGGAUUACAGGUGUGAGCCACUGUGUCCGGCCUCACAAGUGACUUUUUGUUACAUGGAUAAAGUAUAUAGUAGUUUAUUCUGAGAUGUUAGUGCUCCCGUCACCUGAGUAGUGUACAUUGUAGCUAAUGUGUAAUUUUUCAUUCCUACCCUCCUCCCACCCUCCCCCUUCUGAGUCCCCAAAGUCCAUUAUCUCAUUUUUAGGCCUUUGUGUCCUCAUAGCUUAGCUCCCACUUAUGAGUGAGAACAUACGAUACUUGGUUUUCCACUCCUGUGUUGCUUCACUUAGAAUAAUGGCCUCUAGCUCCAUCCAAGUUGCAGGACACUCUACGAUACCCUGCUGCUUUUUAGAAAACCUGGGCCAGGGGCUUGGGACAGAUCUGAGCUACAGCCAUAGACAGGGAGUCAUCUGAAGCCACACCCGUGGAGGAGAUCACUUAGGACCUGUGGAGAGUGAGCCAGGGAGCGUUUCCCGAGUCAAACGAGUCAAACGUGUCCUUUGGCUUAACAGGUUAAGUAGCUACAUCCGCAGAGCACCCUCAAGCCUGCGAUGCUGUAGGGGACAAAGCAUUGUGUCGUAGACAUCACCCAUCAAGACCCAAGAGCACUCCAGGGUGUUUUGCCCAAGGGCAGGGAGAGGCAGAAGGAUGUCAGAUAACCUGAUUGAUGGCUUCGGGAUGAGGACCCAUGAAGGCACUUGGGAGGGUAGGUCCCAGGGCCACCCAGCUCUCCAGGAGGGCAGUGCAUGGCAGGGAGGGACUGCAGGGACAGAUGGCAGAUUUGUGGUGACCUGAAGGAGAGGAAUCUAAACUGUUAGAGAGACAGGCCUCAGCCGGACUUGCUUUAAAGUUAACUCUUUCUUAAUGACUAAGUUGAAUGUUUUAAAAAUGCCAAUAUUCCCAAAUCAUGGACAAGUUGAUGCUCCAAAGAAUAUUAGGAACAUCUAAUUCACUGUCUCUGUUUUCCAUAUGAGGAAAUUGAGGCCCAGAUAAACAGAUGCGAUAGACACACCAGGCUGCCCCUUCCUGCAGAGAGAGAAUGUGUAGCCACAACCUUUGUUUCCUUGGGAAAGGGCUCCCUCCGUAGCAGGAUUAUGGCCAGUUUCCUUCCCUCUUGCCAGGCAGUCUGCUAGGAGUUUUAUCAAAGCUGUUUCUUUCUUGUCCUUUCACUGCCCUAAAACUUGCAAUCAAGUUCUCAGAUUAAUUUAUCAAAAGUCAGAGAGUGGCCGGGCGCAGUGGCUCACGCCUGUAAUCCUAGCACAUUGGGAGACCGAGGCGGGCAGAUCACGAGGUCAGGAGUUCAAGACCGGCCUGACCAACAUGGUGAAACCCUCUCUCUACUAAAAUACAAAAAUUAGCCAGGCGUGGUGGUGGGCACCUGUAAUCUCAGCUGCUCAAGAGGCUGAGGCAGGGGAAUCGCUUGAACCCAGGAGGCAGAGGUUGCAGUGAGCUGA